This is a messenger RNA of Beauveria bassiana ARSEF 2860, 288 nucleotides long. RefSeq lists its product as uncharacterized. Bases 1 to 288 code for a protein of 95 amino acids. NCBI's taxonomy places the organism in Eukaryota, Fungi, Ascomycota, Sordariomycetes, Hypocreales, Cordycipitaceae. The record is from RefSeq and is a predicted model, not a curated record. The transcript is spliced from 3 exons.
AUGCACAGUAUCGUCUGUCUCCUCGCCCUCGCGGCCAAUGUUCUCGGCAGCCCAGUCCAGCCGGACCAGUCACCCAACAACAACCUCAAGGUCAACACACCACAGACCGCCAGCGGCUGCUACCACCACGCCUCCCCGACCUGCUGUCUCCCAGGAGUCUGCAUGUGCCAAAACGGGUGGAUUUAUGAGGUCAACAUGGACCAGAUGAGAGCUGGUGGCCAUGGCUGUGACCCGCCUUGGGGGUUUAUCGCCACGAGCCGUGGCGGAUUCCCCGGCUACUGCUGCUGA